GAAAGAGAGGUCCGGGAAAUUCCCAGAUCGCAAAUGUAUGUGAAUGCGAGCGCUUUCUUAUUAAAGAAAGAAAACCCAACCUCCUCGCAAACCAUUACCAGAGAGGGAAGAAGAGAGAGGAGAAGAGAAGAGAAGAGAAAGUGGGAUAGUCGGAUCUAGAUCCUGAAAAGGUUAUGGCGGGUCGGAGAGGGCCAGUUUCUUUCCACAUUUGGAUAUCUGUUUGUGCUUUACUCUUCCUCAAUGCUUAUUGCUUCUAUCUCCCUGGUGUUGCACCUGAAGAUUUCCAAAAGGGUGAUCCGUUGAUGGUAAAAGUGAACAAAUUAACCUCAACAAAAACACAACUUCCCUACUCCUACUAUUCCCUGCCUUACUGUCGUCCAGGGAAAAUACUUGACAGUGCAGAGAAUCUCGGGGAAGUUCUUCGCGGUGAUCGCAUUGAAAACUCUCCGUAUGUGUUCAAAAUGAGAGAACCGCAAAUGUGCAGUGUUGUAUGUCAGAUAACACUUGAUAAGAAAACUGCUAGGGCAUUCAAGGAAAAAAUAGAUGACGAGUAUCGGGUCAACAUGAUUUUGGAUAAUCUUCCUCUUGUUGUUCCCAUACGAAGACCUGAUCAGGAAAAUUCUAUAAUGUAUCAACAUGGUUUCCAUGUUGGUCUCAGGGGACAAUAUGCUGGAACCAAAGGAGAGAAACAUUUUAUCCAUAACCACUUAACAUUUACUGUUAAGUUUCACAAAGACACACAGACUGAUUCAGCCAGGAUUGUAGGAUUUGAAGUCAAACCAUUCAGUUGUUUCAACUUGCAGGAAAGUGAUGUGAAGUGGGCAUCUCGUUGGGAUACUUAUCUUCUGAUGGCUGAUGAUCAGAUUCAUUGGUUCUCAAUUGUCAAUUCUUUGAUGAUUGUUCUUUUCCUCUCGGGAAUGGUGGCCAUGAUCAUGUUGCGAACACUCUACCGUGAUAUUUCUAAGUACAACCAAUUAGAGACUCAAGAAGAAGCACAGGAAGAGACAGGGUGGAAACUUGUCCAUGGGGAUGUUUUCAGGCCUCCAACAAACUCAGAUUUACUCUGUGUCUAUGCUGGGACUGGGGUUCAGUUUUUUGGAAUGAUUCUCGUCACCAUGAUCUUUGCCGUACUUGGGUUCCUCUCUCCUUCAAACAGAGGUGGUUUGAUGACGGCCAUGCUUUUACUAUGGGUCUUCAUGGGCCUGUUAGCGGGAUAUGCUUCCGCCCGUCUUUAUAAGAUGUUCAAGGGAACAGAAUGGAAGAAAAUCACCCUCAAAACAGCUUUCAUGUUCCCAGCUAGUGUCUUUGCGAUCUUCUUUGUCUUGAAUGCUUUAAUAUGGGGAGAAAAAUCCUCUGGGGCAGUGCCAUUUGGGACAAUGUUUGCCCUGGUAUUUUUAUGGUUUGGCAUCUCUGUUCCACUUGUUUUCAUUGGUGGUUAUGUUGGAUUCAAGAAGCCAGCCAUGGAGGAUCCUGUGAAAACUAACAAGAUACCAAGGCAGAUCCCGGAGCAGGCCUGGUACAUGAACCCGGCCUUUUCCAUCUUAAUUGGAGGCAUCCUUCCAUUUGGUGCUGUCUUUAUCGAGCUCUUUUUCAUCCUGACAUCAAUAUGGUUGCAUCAAUUCUACUACAUAUUUGGGUUCCUCUUCAUUGUCUUCCUUAUUCUUGUUGUCACUUGCGCUGAGAUCACAGUUGUACUCUGCUACUUCCAGCUUUGCAGCGAGGACUACUUGUGGUGGUGGAGGUCCUAUUUGACCUCAGGUUCUUCUGCGCUCUACUAUCUCUAUGCUGUCUACUCUCACAAAGCUGAGAUCACAAAGCCAGUAUCUGAUUUGUACUUCGGAUACAUGCUAAUUGUCUACGCAUUCUUUGUACUGACUGGUACAAUUGGCUUCUACGCUUGUUUCUGGUUUACACGGCUUAUCUACUCAUCGGUUAAGAUUGAUUAAUCAGUUGCAGUCUGAAGAAGAAUUGAUACCAUAAAUUCAACAUGGGGAUGGAACAAACUAUCCCAGAAAUGAGACUGGACCUGCAGCAUGUUUUUCCGGGAAAGCAUAUAUAAUUUUGGAUUCAGUUCUGGAGUCUUUGAUGAUAGAAAUUUUUAUUCUUAGUUACUUCGACACAGGUUGUUUGGCAGUUGUAGUUUCUUUUUCUUUCUUGUUGAUUGUAUUCUUCUCACUACAUUUGCUUACUGUUCUAUAUGUUGAGACGAUUUAGGGGAUCGAUAACUUCCCUAUCAUCAAUGCCUAUUCUAGAAAGUGAAAGAAAAUUCGUGUAUGUUUAA
Messenger RNA from Carica papaya (papaya), 2281 nucleotides. The record is from RefSeq and is a predicted model, not a curated record. Lineage: Eukaryota; Viridiplantae; Streptophyta; Magnoliopsida; Brassicales; Caricaceae.